This is a messenger RNA of Acaulospora morrowiae, 435 nucleotides long. Lineage: Eukaryota; Fungi; Glomeromycota; Glomeromycetes; Diversisporales; Acaulosporaceae. The record is from the annotation of a GenBank genome assembly.
CCGAAUUUAUUAUAAAUCUCCAUGAGCAAAAUCAAUCCCUAACUGCAUUCAAAAAAGCUUUAAAUGAUGCUGGUGCCGAAUUCCCUGAAUCUUUUGUUGUCAAUUUGGAUCGUUUGAUCCAAAAAAUGAAUCCAAUAUAUAAGCUUAAAGGUAAAGAAAAAAUAAAAAUCGAAGAAACUACCAACGAUUAUAGUCUUGACGAAAAGGUUAAAGACUUUCCGGCCAUCAUCAAAGAUGAGGAGGACACAAAAGUAGCUACAGACGCUUUGGCACAAUUGGAAGGCUUAGAAGCCAUGCUUCGAACGAACAAAAUGGAAGUUUUGGAAAAAGAAAAUAGCAAUAAUCAUGAAGUUAGGAGUCAUUCACGUUCUCGGAAGCGGGUGAGGGAAAGAUCACAUAGUCCACCCUAUCGCCGAAGGAGAAAUCGAAGUAGUA